AUGGUUGGCAAACAUUGGACAAUUGCGAUCGAACCAUGGAAAGGACUCUGUCUGCCGAUAGCUGAUAGCGGAAAAGAAAAGCAUACUGUAGCAAAGUUUUUUCUUGGAUUUUUUUCUUCAAUUCUUGCCUACACAACAACAUUUCAAAGGAGAAAAGUCCGUGUUCGAAAAUGUCAGCGAAGCGAUAUUAAACAGCAAGUGUUGGUUAAAGCUUCGUCCAACACUAAACAACGUCUUACUGCAGCAGUAGCUGUUCUGGCGGACCUAUCGCGAAUCUUCGGGCAGAAGUUUACUGAACUGUUCAUCAUUCCCCAUUUGUCGUAUCUUUGUAUGGAUGCAAACUGGGGCGUUCGAAAGGCGGUUUGUGAAGUGUUCGUGGAAGUAGCACGUCAUGCCUCACCAAAUGUUCGACGAGUACAGCUGGCACAGACAUUUGUGAAACUGCUCCAUGAUCCAUCGCGUUGGGUGUGGUACACGGCAUUCCAGGAGCUGGGUCCCUUUAUCGCCACAUUCGCCAAUUCCAAGUUAUCUGGAUUGAAAAUAAAGGAUGGACAGGUUUGCGAAUCGGAUGGUCGGUGUGACUCAGAGAGCGUCGUCGCAGAUUCAGUAGACUUCGAAAAGCUACCGGCCGGAUGUUGUAUGCCUGAAAAAGACUCCGAGGAUGAUGAUGCAGAGGAUAGUGGCCAGGAAUCCGAUCCUCGCGAAGACGCUGAGCAAAUCAUUGAUGGGUUACAACAUAUGUUGGAUACGUGGACAGCUGGACACAAGAAAAACUCGACACGCAGCGCUCCACCCAGUGUCAUUGAGGAGGAACCUUCAAGUUCAUGUGAACACGUUGGCAUUGCAGCGAAAUGUAAUUCAUCCGAUGAUUUGUCAAAAGUUGGUCUAGAUGACGACGAUUUUGAUGACAAUGAUAUGGACUUACUUGACACUUCGAUGCGGCUAGGCUUGGACGAAAGCUUCGGGCUUGAUGACCGUAACGAUUCAAAACUAGCAGAGCCCUCGUCUAAUGUGCCUGAAGAUUUCACUCCAAUAUCGUACUGGGCAGAUUCAUAUGAAGGGUUCGCAGACAAUGAUGAACUAGUGGAAUUUGGUUCUGCAAAGUCUGUCCCAAGUGCACCUUCAUUUUUGGAGCGGCGGUAUGACGUCCUUUAUGUUUCACCCGAACGAACAGGAACACCAACAGCGAGCCCUCGUCGGUCACGAAACAGUCAUAGCUCAGAAACCGACGACAUCUCUUCUCUGUCACCGAGAACUUGCAAAACUUCGCGAACCUUAAGCGGCCAAGGGGAUGAGACAGAGCUGUUUGCUGACUGCAGAGGAGAGGAUGAUCUUGAUAAUGACGAGUCUUAUGAAGAAGACGAAACACAAGUUGGUGCCCGAUCGCUUACCACCAUAUCAGUUUUCAUUAAGAUUCCUUUGCAGAAGAUAGUUCCGCAAGAAUUGGUGGACAAUUUUAUGGGAAUGGUUCUGCCUGGAGGGAUGAUGGACUCUGAUAUCAAUCGGCAUUGCGCACACAACUUCCCUGCCGUAGCGUACACUCUCGGAAGAGCAAACUGGCCUCAGUUGAGGGACACCUACAAUAAACUCGCAACUGACGAUCAACUCAGAGUUCGCGUUUCGAUAGCAAAUUCGAUCCAUGAAAUGGCAGCUAUUGUUGGCGCACGACAUACAGACGAUGAUCUUCUCCCAGUAUUUCACGCGUACAGGGAGGAUGCGUUCGAAGUGCGUGUUGGGCUUCUGAAACAUCUCUUUGAGUUCUAUCGGUGUUUGUCGCCCGAGACACGGAAAGGUAUGAUCGACGCGCUUCCCCAGUUCAUGCCGAUGGAUAAUUCGAUGCUGAACGGUAACUGGAGGUAUAGACACGAGUUUGCAAAACAAUGCAACAAGCUUUGUGAGAUGUAUGGUAUUGAGGAGAUCAAUCGAACGAUGAGUGCAAUCGCCCUGACGCUGGCUAACGAUCGAGUUUCGGAAGUGCGGAAGGAAGCUGUUCAUCUUCUCUCACAAAUACUCGCCCGGCUAGUCGAUCAUGAAUGGUCUGACCUGGUCGGAAGUAUUGAGUCGAGUGAUUCUCCAACAGGCUCCACAUUGACUGAGCUCUUUAUCCAAGAUCUAGUUAAUGGUUUCGCAAAUACACAAAAAUGGACGCGAAGGCAAACGUUUGCUUACGUGUGUGAGCGAGUGUUACUAGAUCACUCAUUGUCAAUGGAACAGUUCCGAUUCUUCCUUUUACCUCAUUUAAUCUCAAUGGCUACCGACAGUGUUGUCAACGUCCGGAUUGCAGUUUGCCGAGCCCUUUCCCAUUGUGACUCAACACUGCAAUCGCAUGCUAUAGCGAGCGAUUCAAAGCGGUUAACGCCCUUGACUGUGAAGACUGUACUGGAUCGGCUGGCGAAUGACGACGAUAUGGAUGUAGCCAGAGCUGCUCGUUUGGCGUUGGGCCAAACCGUAGGCAACGAAACAGUGGACAUUUCAAUGAGAGGCUUUCGAAUUAGGGAAAAGGAGAACGCGAUGUUGGAUUCGCAACUAGUCGAUGAUUAUGAAGAAAACGAUAUGAGUUUGUGUUCUGAUUACAGUGAAAACUCACUUCGAAUGACUCAGGCAUUCCUGCCUCACAAUUCUAGUUAG
Molecule: messenger RNA, 2628 nt
Organism: Haemonchus placei
Lineage: Eukaryota; Metazoa; Nematoda; Chromadorea; Rhabditida; Trichostrongylidae
Source: the annotation of a GenBank genome assembly